AUGGCGGAAGAUUUAGAAGCUAUGGCCGAGCUGAUCCGCAAGGCUCUGGAAUGUCCGGUGUGCCUGGCGUUGGCGUGCCGGGUUCGGUGUUGCUGUUCCAACGGGCACAUGGUGUGCGACACUUGCUACCGUCGGUUGGAGAUGAACGAAUCACCCACUUGCCCGAUGUGCAGGUCGCCUUUGUCGGAAACGAUCUUUGUGGCGGCGGCCGUUGAAACGGCGUUGACGGAUAUCACGAAAACCAUGAAGACCACGUGCAGCUACCGUCCGAACGGAUGCCGAGAACUGGUGGCCGUGCACGACGUGAACGAUCACGAGGUGUCCUGUAUGUACGCACCUGACGUUAAAUGCUUCGUGUCCACGUGUCAGUGGGCCGGAGUGAGCUCGCAGAUCUACGACCACGUUUCUUCCGUUCACCCGACUUCCGUUCUUCCCGUCCAGGGCAACACGUUGACGAUACCAGAUUUCGGGACCUUGAUGGAUGAUCGACGCCGUAAAGCCUAUCUGCUCAAAGACGAACGGGACAAUAUGAUGUGGCUGAUAUUGUUCCGGGGCACGCGCAGAAGCACACGCGUGUUAAUGAUGAAAGUGAAAUCUUCGGGCCAGCGAUCGGCGACGGUCACGUCACGCAUGACGUACCAAGCAACGACCGACCUAAGUCAGGCGAAACAUUCCCGGCGCAGACUCAUGAUGUGGGACAAGAACGUGAUCGAGAACAGCGAUGCGGCGUUUUCGGCGUCGCGCCAAUUUAUUGUUGUGCGCGCUCAGCCCAGCAACGACUUGAACGUUUCUUGGAACAUCAGAUAA
Messenger RNA from Adelges cooleyi (spruce gall adelgid), 807 nucleotides. RefSeq lists its product as uncharacterized. The transcript has 2 exons. NCBI's taxonomy places the organism in Eukaryota, Metazoa, Arthropoda, Insecta, Hemiptera, Adelgidae. The coding region runs from base 1 to 807 and encodes 268 amino acids. The record is from RefSeq and is a predicted model, not a curated record. Gene Ontology annotation, molecular function: zinc ion binding.